AUCUGUAUAAGUUGUGUGUGUAUAUCCAUAAUUAAAAGAGAAGAAAGAGCUUCUUUGCUUUGAAGGGAGCUCCACCAUCUACUCUUAUGCUUAUCAGAGCUUGUCUCCUGGCCUAGGUAGCUUCAUGAUUGUACACAAUUGGCCUCAAGCUCUUAUAUAUUUGCACAAAUGGUCUAUCAAGAUCAAUUCAUAAACAUUUAAGAUAUGGAAGUACAUUACGAGCUUAAAGCCAUUGUUUACUCAACAUUAUUCAUUCUUGCAAUGCUUCUCCACCGUGCUUCCUGCUUUGAGUCCGAGGAAAUUACAAGGAUUUAUGGCAAUGAUGAGCUGGAAGAAGAUCCAUGGUCCAUGGUGCAGAGAAGUGGGACCCAAUUCAUGGUAGAUGGGCAUCCGUUUUAUUUGAACGGGUUCAACACUUACUGGCUGAUGGUUCUUUCGGUGGAUGAGUCGACACGAGUGAAGGUGAGCGAAGUUUUUCAACAGGCUUCUGCUGUGGGGCUCUCUGUUUGCAGGACUUGGGCUUUCAAUGAUGGCCAGUGGCGGGCCCUUCAGAAAUCUCCUUCUGUUUACGACGAACAAGUUUUUAAGGGCCUGGAUUUUGUCAUAAGUGAAGCAAAAAAGUACAAAAUAAGGCUUAUGUUGUCCCUAGUCAACAACUGGGAAGCGUACGGCGGGAAAAAACAGUACGUGAAAUGGGGAAAUGAUGCCGGACUCAACUUGACGUCUGAUGAUGACUUCUUUUCUCACCCGACUAUUAAGACGUAUUACAAGAAUCAUGUUCAUACGGUGCUAAACAGAGUUAAUACUAUAACGAACAUAACCUAUAAAGAAGACCCAACCAUUUUCGCAUGGGAACUAAUGAACGAGCCGCGGUGUGAAUCAGAUCCCUCUGGAAAUAAGUUGCAGGGUUGGAUAGAAGAAAUGGCAGUGUAUGUGAAAAGCAUUGAUCCCAAGCAUUUGGUGGAGAUUGGGCUCGAAGGCUUCUAUGGACUUUCGACUCCUAAUAAAGUUCAAUACAACCCAAAUACUUACGCUCAGCAAGUUGGGACUGACUUCAUCCGCAACCAUCAAGUUCUUGGGGUUGAUUUUGCUUCUGUUCACAUCUAUCCAGAUUCUUGGAUAUCUCAAUCAAUUACGAAAGCGCAUAUUGAAUUCACAAAAUCAUGGAUGCAAGCUCACAUUGAUGAUGCCGAGACAUUUCUGGACAUGCCGGUAGUUUUUUCAGAGUUUGGCGUCUCUAGAAAAGACCCCGGUUACAAUUUGACUUACCGGGAUAACCUCAUAAGCACAGUGUACAAUACCCUUUUGAAUUCUACCAAGAAAGGAGGCGGUGGAGGAGGUAGCCUGUUAUGGCAGGUUUUUCCCGAGGGCACAGAGUACAUGGACGAUGGAUAUGCCAUUGUUCUUUCAAAGUCACCUUCAACAUCAAAUAUCAUAUCUGUUCAGUCCAAAAGGUUGAGUAUCUUCAAUUCCGUUUGUUCUCGGAGAUGCCGAUGGGCCUGCAAGAAAAAGCAUGCCUUUGAAAACUCGGUGUAUGAUGAUGAGCUUUGAUGGAAUUAAUUGUGCUUUGUGUCAAAGUGUCCUGAGGAAUGUGUAUCAGUAAUGUAUGUAUCAUUCUGAAAGAUGAACUUAUUAUAUUUUUCUUUUAACAAGGAAAUAUGGCAAUAAGAUCUUGGAUUAGCUGGAUAUCCUACAUUUAUUGGAUUCUUGAUGAAAUGUUAGCUGAGGGAGGGAGAUAAUAAGCCAUGAGUUGAGAUCAGUGAGUCCCAUUUUGGCCUGUAGAAGGCACUUAAUUUUUUCCUUUUCGUCUCACAACAAUUUCUCAGCAAUCCCAUCGUGUCUUUCGCAACAACCCAAUUCGCGACAUGUACGAUUGCCUUCCUACCGUCAAUCGCUCUCUUCAAUUUUCAUUACAAACACAUAAAUUUCGAUAUAUCACUUGUUCCAAAUUGGGCAAGCCCGCGAAACGUUCAGUUCCCGAAUCUAGUCUUGAAAGGGCUUCGUUCAGUAUAAACUCUGUACCAAAUAGGCUCGCGAUCGCAUUCCCAUGGGACGAACGUGAAUAUGAAGAGUCCCCAGCUUCUGGGCUCAUGGAGAAAGGGUGUGUCCGUGAUAUUCGACUCAGCAGAGAUCAAAAUGGGGAAAGUGCACUAGAAAUGGCGAGACCGCCCGUAGAAAGUGGAAUUCGUGAAGAAACAGAGGGUUUGAGCGAUGGCGAGGUUUUCAAUUUUAGGGUACAAAAGAAAGCGAACAAAUUGAGUGAAAUUGAUAGCUCUGCAGAAAAGGAGAUGGAGAGAGGCGGCCAUGGCGGGCGAGGGGAGUUGAGUACGAGCAGCAGGAGACAAAUGAUGGGGAGAUCAAAUGUUAUGGCUAAGCAAGUUAUCAGCAUUCGAUCAGCUCUCAGUUUAGGUUUUGUCUCACAGCUUUGGGUGCACACAAGUUCAGCUUUUAGAAAGGAGCUACAGAAACUUUUGCAUGACUCGUUUGGUAACGGUGAGGUGCAGUUUGGUUCUGCAAUUUUGAUAACACAGUUUUUGUGUUACUUUAAGUGGGUCGUGAUGGCUGUGGAAGUGAAGCCAAACUUACUAUCAGGUGCAUUUGAGAGGUUUCUUUUCAAGGAGAUCCGACAUGUGGGGGAUGUUAUUUUUGUUGAGGAAGAGAAUGUGAUUGAAGUUGAUAUAAAAUCUGUUGGGUUAGAGACAUUGGUAGGAUACAGCGUGGUAACCACAAAUGGUCAACGUAUUGGCAAGGUGCGCGGCUACAGUUUUAGUAUCAACUCGGGCAGAGUUGAGUCCCUUGAGCUCGAUUCAUUUGGAAUCUCCAUCAUCCCAUCAAGUUUGGUAAGCACAUAUGCUGUAUUCGUGGAAGACGUAGUGAAAGUUUCUAGUGACACGGUUUUUGUACACGAAACUGCUGCUUUAUCACGAGUACACAGGCUGACUAAGGGUAUAUGGAAUGGCCAGAAUGCAGGCAUCUCAAACAACAAGUUUGAUCAACAUGUAAAUUAUUACACCGAAAAGCAAAGAAAGAAAUCGACAAGCAAAAGACGCGGCUCAAAGAUUAGAAGGAACCCAGAUAAUUGGGAGUUGCCCAUGGAUUAUUUAUAGUAGUUCAAACAAGUUUUGUGAGGGAUAACCAGGCUCUUUAUCUAUAUGUGUGUGUGUGUGUGUGUG
Molecule: messenger RNA, 3173 nt
Organism: Striga asiatica
Lineage: Eukaryota; Viridiplantae; Streptophyta; Magnoliopsida; Lamiales; Orobanchaceae
Source: the annotation of a GenBank genome assembly